This is a messenger RNA of Aureobasidium vineae, 642 nucleotides long. The record is from the annotation of a GenBank genome assembly. Lineage: Eukaryota; Fungi; Ascomycota; Dothideomycetes; Dothideales; Saccotheciaceae.
AUGCUUUCCUGGAUUACGGGCUCUACGGGCCUUGAAGAAGCUGAAGAUGCCUUCCCUGAGGCGCCAGAGACGCCGGCCCAUGUUUUUGCAGCACGCGCAUUCAAGCAUGCCAUCUUCGGCACCCCUGCUCCACCCAACGAGGCAAACUACGUACAAGAAACUGUAACUAGACAGUCUGUCGAACUCGAUUCCAAGCCUCGUACUAUGACUCUGGAAAUGCCUACACGAUCGAAAGACGAUACGGAUGCGAUCACUCUCCCCUCGGCACCUGGGCUGUCACCCUCGAAACCUAAUGGCAUCCUCAUGACUCCCGGAACUACCAGACGAAACAAGACUGUGUCCUUUGGAGCUCAGGUCGUGGACAAUGAGUCGAAGAAACAGGACAGGACUGGUCUACCUAGCGCUUUCCCUGGCGAUGGCCUCACUCAGUCAGGCUCGACUUCAAACAGAGCACGAACAAAACUCACUGCCCAACUCCAAGAGGUUCGCGACUCGGCGCAAAAGGGCAAGACACAUCAGAGCCAGAGAGCAAAAGACGACACCGACCUGACCAUGGACUAUAUGGAGCCCCGGUCACAAUCAGGAAAAUACUGGAAGAGANNGAGUACGAAGCAUACGCCGAAAACACUCAGCGCGAGAUGA